GAAUUUUUCGUUGCAACUGCACCCUCGGUCGGUCGUUUAGUUGUUUUCUUGCAUACUCAGGUCCUAUCGGUUAGCAGGUCUGAGGGGCGUGUUUAGCACAGGCGAAUCCCCUAUCUAAUCGCGACAGUUCUACUACCAGGAGUAGUGUAUCAUCAUCAAUGUCGAUGGAUCUCUACCAACCUGAAAGGUCUUUUGUUGGCCAGGUCGACCUACCCGAAGAAGAAGAACCGUUACUAAAAGAGAGCAAGCGUCGCUUUGUUCUAUUCCCUAUACAAUAUCAGGAGAUAUGGCAAAUGUACAAGAGGGCAGAGGCCUCAUUCUGGACGGCAGAAGAAAUCGACCUUUCGCAUGAUUUGAUGGACUGGAACUAUCGUCUCAACGACAACGAGCGCUUUUUCAUCUCGAGGGUACUUGCCUUUUUCGCAGCUUCUGAUGGAAUAAUCAACGAGAACCUCGUCGAGCGGUUUUCGAAUGAAGUCCAAGUAGCGGAAGCACGGUGCUUCUAUGGGUUUCAAAUCAUGAUGGAAAACAUACACUCUGAAGUAUAUUCUCUCCUCCUCGACACGUACAUCAAGGACGUUACCGAACGACAGUUUCUGUUCGACGCAAUAGAUACGAUACCAUGCAUCAAGCGGAAGGCAGACUGGGCUCUGAGGUGGAUAUCGGACAAAAGAGUCUCUUUUGCCGAGAGAUUAGUUGCUUUUGCAGCAGUGGAAGGUGUUUUCUUUUCGGGGUCUUUUGCUGCCAUAUAUUGGAUCAAGAAACGUGGACUCAUGCCCGGGUUGGCUUACUCGAACGAACUCAUCAGUCGUGACGAAGGCUUGCACACAGAGUUCGCUACCCUUCUUUUCUCAUAUCUAAAACGCCGUCCUCACCCCAAUGUGGUCCACAAGAUCAUUGAGGAAGCGGUAUCGAUAGAACAAGAGUUCUUAUCCGACGCGUUACCCGUGGGACUCAUAGGAAUGAAUGCCCCUCUAAUGUGCCAGUACAUCAAGUUUGUAGCCGACCGUCUACUCGUAUCACUCGGAAAUGAGAAGGUUUACAAUGCUUCCAACCCUUUCGAUUUCAUGGAUAUGAUUUCACUUCAAGGGAAAACUAACUUUUUUGAGAAACGAGUUUCGGACUAUGUAAAGGCAAAUGUCAAUCAUUCGAAGAAUUCCACACCUCAAAACAAAGUUAGAAGACUUGUUCUCGACGAAGAUUUCUAAUAUCUCUGCUUUGAAUUUGACUCAUCCCUGUAUAACCUCAC
Marasmius oreades (fairy-ring Marasmius) is the source of this 1249-nucleotide messenger RNA. RefSeq names its product Ribonucleotide-diphosphate reductase (RNR), small subunit. Lineage: Eukaryota; Fungi; Basidiomycota; Agaricomycetes; Agaricales; Marasmiaceae. The coding region runs from base 159 to 1208 and encodes 349 amino acids. The record is from RefSeq and is a predicted model, not a curated record. Gene Ontology annotation, biological process: deoxyribonucleotide biosynthetic process. Gene Ontology annotation, molecular function: oxidoreductase activity. The transcript has 5 exons.